This is a messenger RNA of Xenopus tropicalis (tropical clawed frog), 4588 nucleotides long. RefSeq names its product putative serine protease K12H4.7. Gene Ontology annotation, molecular function: serine-type exopeptidase activity. The transcript has 9 exons. Lineage: Eukaryota; Metazoa; Chordata; Amphibia; Anura; Pipidae. The record is from RefSeq and is a predicted model, not a curated record. Gene Ontology annotation, biological process: proteolysis. Bases 79 to 1530 code for a protein of 483 amino acids.
UCACGUGAGGCAGUCACUUGAUCCAGAGUCAUGUGACUGAGGAAAGAGCAGCAGCAGAACUCCCUGCUCAGGACAAUCAUGUUUAGGCUGCCGGUGUUGUUGUUGUUGUUGGUGUGUCUGGGGGCCUCCCCCUGCUAUGGCUUCCUGGCUAAGGCUCACAAGAGGCAGCCGACUGCCAGCUCCCCUUCUGUUCCGGAAUAUUGGUUUGAACAAAGACUCAAUCAUUUCAGUGGAGCUGAUACCCGAGUGUGGCAGCAGAGAUAUUUUAUGAAUGACACGUACAGGCAGAGCGGUGGCCCUGUAUUUCUGAUGAUUGGAGGGGAAGGACCGGCCAAUCCAGCGUGGAUGACUUCAGGUGCUUGGUUAACAUAUGCAGAGAAACUGGGUGCGCUAUGCCUAAUGCUGGAACACCGCUUUUAUGGCAAGAGUCAUCCAACUCAGGAUAUUAGUACAGACAAUCUUCACUAUCUGAGCAGCCAACAAGCCCUGGCGGACAUAGCCCACUUCCAGACAGUGAUGAAAGAGAAAUUGGGAUUGGCCGAUAGUAAAUGGGUGGUAUUCGGUGGCUCCUACCCUGGUUCCCUAUCAGCCUGGUAUCGAAUGAAGUAUCCUCACCUGGCCCAUAUGGCUGUAGCCAGCAGCGCCCCGGUGAAGGUUCAGGUGAAUUUCAGUGAAUACCUGGAAGUAGUGCAGUUGGCUUUGUCCCUAAAUCACUCUGACUGUCCUGAAGCAAUCAAAAUGGCUUCUGAAGAGGUGUCUAAACUGCUAGUGCUCUCCAGCUUCCAGAAGCUUACAGAUGAUUUCAGAUUGUGUGAGCUGCUACAAAUAAAUUCUUGGAUGGACACUGCCUACUUGCUGGAUACCCUUGCUGAAAAUAUCAUGAAUGUCGUUCAAUAUAACAAGGACAACCGAGAAUUUGAGGGUGUAAAGGACACCAGCAUUACCAUCCAGGUUGUGUGCGAUAUUAUGGCUAAUAAGUCACUUGGCACUCCAUAUUACCGAUACGCCAAUGUUAUCCGCACAAUCUUGGAAGUUAAUGGAGAAAAGUGCAUGGAUGCAAGUUAUAAGAAAUUUAUCCAAGAUAUGAGGAACAUCACUUGGGCAUCAGUUUCACUCGGAGGUAGGCAGUGGAUGUACCAGACAUGUACUGAAUUUGGAUUUUUCCAGUCUACAGAUUCUGCUGCUCAACCUUUCUCUGGCAUCCCUCUCAGCUACCAUGUCCAGCAAUGCUCUGAUAUUUUUGGUCCAGAAUACAAUUUAUCCAUGGUCACAGAUUCUGUCCAGCAAACAAAUGAAUAUUAUGGCGGACUUGAUAUAAAGGGCAGCCGUAUCAUUUUCCCAAAUGGCUUAAUUGACCCAUGGCAUCGCUUGGGAAUUAAUGCAGAUCUCAGUGGUGACCUAAUAGCCAUUCAGAUGGAAGGCGCUGCUCAUUGUGCGAACAUGUAUCCUGCGCGAUUGGAAGAUCCUCCCAGUGUUCCUAGUGCAAGGCAAUACAUCUUUCAGUUACUAACCAAAUGGUUAAACACAUAGCAUCAAGUAACUUCCACAUGUUCCUAUUUUGGGCUUACUGGGGGGUAACUAUUUGUCUUUAAAGGGGGAUCUAUUGCAAAAAAUAAAACUUAAAAUGCUUUAUCUGACUGAAAUAAGAAAUGUCCUAACAUAAUCAGCUAAAAAUGACUGAUUAUAUUAGGAUUAUAUUCUGAGAUAACCAAGUUACUCUUCACUCUCUCCCUCUCAUCAUCUGUCUCUCUUCAUUCUUUCUUCAUGCAGUAGGUGGGGUUAGGUUUUGAUUGACAGUUAGGCCUAAUACAUCCUUUGGGGGGUUGCACCCUUUGCCUAAAAGAAGUAUAAAAGCAACUCUUGCAAAAUAAGCAGCUUUAGAAGUAAUCCUGUUUCUCUACAUGCAGGGUUUGUGCCCAAGUCAGCUAUUUUGUAUGUACUGGAGUCAGUUAUUUGAGUUAGCUCUAACACAUCUGCUAGGAAGCCCCCCCCCCAAAAAAAAGAUGUAUUAGACCUACUUGUUAAUCAAAAUCUGACCCCAACUUCUUCAUGUAGAGAGACUGAAGAAAAGUGCUGAGAGAGUGAAGUAGUGAAGAGUUGCUUGUUUAUUUCAGAAAUGGUACAGAAUUUUUAAUUGAUUAUAUUUAGAAAGUUUCAUAUUUCCAUGAGAUAAAGAUUAUAUUAUAUUUAAAUUUUCCUGAUAUUUCCCCUUUAACAAACCAUAUUUUUAAAAGAAAAGAAGGUAUUUGAAAUAAUUUGAUUGGCUUUGCAUUGUCAGCUUUGUUCCACUUAUAAUGUAUUUUCAGAUAAACUUAUAGUACGUUGCUGGAGAUUGUGUAUUUUUGUGAUCAGAGCAUGAAUGACCUCCCUGUGUGUGUAUGGCUUGUUAUUGAGUAUGACCAUAGUCAGACACAGACUGGUAUUCAAAAUAGGCCAAAAAACGCACACCCACUUACUUCACUUACCAUACUGGUGAUGCAGGCUUUCUCACAACUGGCACACUAAGCCUUGUGGUGGAUUGGACACUGGGGGACUCUGGGGAGGGGAGGUGGAUUGAGUUUGUCUUUCCAGGUAUAUAUGCAAUAUUGUGUAUAUCCUGAUGAAGGGAUAGUUGCGCCCCCCCAAACCUUGAUGGACAGGUUGCCGCAAUAAGUGGGGUAAGCAUAAAAGUUUUAGUGCGGUUCCUUGAAGUUUUAACAAUUGAAGUAGGCCCCCAGCAUUUAAAAUACACAUUCCAAAUAGCCCCGUGCAGGCCCACUAACUAGUGACUGUCUAUGGCAGCUUACACCAGCCCCUCUGGAAAUUGACAGAAUCCACAGAUUGCCAGCCUGGAUGUGCCAGUAGUUCAAAAACUAAGGGCAGUAAUUGGCUUUGGAUGAAACUAGCCAAAGUGGGUGCUUGUGAUAGAGAGACUGAACUGUAAGCUCCACUGGGGCAGGAACUGUUUUACUGAACAUCCUGAAUGGAAAUCUGCACAAGAGCAAAAUACAGAAACACAUUUUCUGUUAGAAAAAAUAAGUCCUUGUUGACAAAUCCAUCUAACUCCCAGAACACUAACAGACAUGUCUGAGACCUGAGGGCUGUCAGCAGUGUUAUGUAGAAUGGAUUUAUGAGCUGCUGAUGUACGGCUAUGGCUGAAAGUGUUAGGCUGGGUUAAUUAGACAUAUUUAUGAGGGUUGUUAACUUUAUAGCUGUACUGUAUGUCUUGCUCUCUCUCUAUAUAUUAUUGUUUAUAUACAUAAAACAUGCCUUCAAGACAGGUGCUCUCAUAUAAGCAAGGAUACUUACUGCCAUGGACAAGGUUGUUAUUCAAAAACAAACAACAAACUGUUGGGUGAAUACAUUGCAUACAAAGAAAACAUAUUUAUUACCCUGAGGCCUAGCAAGCCAUCUCAAGGUUCUAGCUCUCAGGCACAGCACACUGCACUGCCAAGUAUUCCAUCUUUAACAAAGGGGACAUGGAAAGUGGAACUAUAACUCUCCACUUCUCACAAAAAAAGCUCCCCACAACCCUAUAACUAAAAAGGGUACAUAUUUAAAAUAUUAAGAAAGAAGAGAGAAAGACAACCCUUUUCUUGGUUACUUAUCUUAUAUAUGCUUGAUCAAAUCACUCAUUCACCACAUGAUUCCAUUCAUCAAACACAUGACUGCAAUAAAUGUAAAGUGACUAGUGCUUAUUAAGAUUUGAUCACUACAUAAAUAAUCAGAAAGAUAAAAUUAUCUCUGCUUUAUAACCACACCCUACAAAUCCUGCCUUGAUAUAAAACACACUUAGUGAAUUGAUCUUAAUAAUUAUUUGGUGAAUGAUUUGAUCAAGCAUAUAUCAGAUAAGUAACUAAGAAAAGGGUUUUCUUUCUCUCUACUUUAUUAAUAAGUAUUCCAUCUUUGGCAAAAACAUACAAGUUGGUUCACUGGCUCUUGUUAAAAAUGGAAUACCAGGAGGAAACACAUGCAGACACACAAACCCCUUGCAGGUAGUGCCCUGGUUAGAACAGAACUCUGUACCAUCUCUCACUAGGCAGUAGUGCUAACCACUGAUAUUAGCUCCUCUCUCCUCUGUUGUUGCGUCCAAUAUGGCAGCACCCUUGGGCGCCACUUGGGACACAGUGUCAAGCAGAUGCGUGAUGUUGUCAUGUUGUGCCUGCCACUGAGAUCCAAAUAAAUAGAUGCUAAAGACCCAGGUUCAGUGCCCAAAUAUAGAUCUUUCUUUGUAAAGUUCCUGGGUGCCCCUGAAGUGCUGUUGUGACUUGCUCUUCCCCUUGCCUGACCUGCUCUGAUUCUGACUACGAUUGAUUGCUGCCUGCCCUGACUUUUGCCUGAAUACAGACUUGAGCUUUUAGCUCAGAGCUUUUAGCUCAUUUGGAUACCUCUGUCUGUUUGAACUCAGCUUCUCCAUUGUUCCAGACUUCUAAACUAGUAUGGGCCAAUAGGCCUUGACACUGAGCCUUCCUUCUGAUAACUGAAUUAUAACUUGUGAUAUUCAUGGUUUCUUUAAUAUAACUUUUGUUGAUGAAGUCAUUGGUGCCCUGUACAUUAUAUAUAAGUUAUGCAUUUUACAUAUUUUGUAAUAAAACCCUUCUUUCUUCUA